This is a messenger RNA of Symbiodinium sp. CCMP2592, 567 nucleotides long. Lineage: Eukaryota; Dinophyceae; Suessiales; Symbiodiniaceae. The record is from the annotation of a GenBank genome assembly.
AUGAGCCUUACCGUUGAGAAGAAGCUGGUGAUCAGUUCCGGGUCAACGACUUGCGUUCCCCUUCAGAAAGAAGUUGAUGGACUCGCAUUCGUUUGUCUUGAAAAAUGGAAUAGGAGCCUGGUCAAAGUUUUCACCGGCAGUGCACUUGAUCUCCGGCAGGGGAGGAGCAAAGGCUCCAUCGACACUCCGGUUUAUCAGAAGCUUGUUGAAGCUCGCCAGAACAAGGCCAACGAACUCCUGCAGGAGGCCAUCACCACCGAGCAGGAGGAGAAGAACGAUCAGGGGCCGAAAACUCGCAAAGUGAAGCCGGUACGAGCUACAUCCACACAUGCUCUCAUUCUUCCUACGAAACUCACAGUGGACAUAGAUGGGCACCAGUGCACAAUGCUACUCGAAGGGAUCGGCACCAUGACCAUUUGGCUCGAGUUUACGGAGGAUAACAUGAACUGGUUCAGGGAUCAGGUCUGUGGCGAAGAGACCAAGCCACGGAGGAAGAGGAAGGCGAGGGCAGCAGCACGUGGCGAGAACCCCGCCGACCAGGAAGAUGACGAAGAGGAGGAUGAGUGA